Lentinula edodes (shiitake mushroom) is the source of this 1892-nucleotide messenger RNA. RefSeq lists its product as uncharacterized. The transcript has 3 exons. The record is from RefSeq and is a predicted model, not a curated record. The coding region runs from base 218 to 1639 and encodes 473 amino acids. NCBI's taxonomy places the organism in Eukaryota, Fungi, Basidiomycota, Agaricomycetes, Agaricales, Omphalotaceae.
GUACUUACUAGUUGAAUGUUCGGUGUCAAAGAAAGGAGUGCACUGUGGUGUGGAUCUGGUGUGGAUCAAAACGCGUUUUUUUCGCGUGAACUGCUGCUAAUCAUAAAAUAAAUCAUUGAAGGUAUUCGGACAGGUGACGUCCACAACACCCCUAUUUUAGUACUUAUACAAGCGGUUAUCUCACUAAAGCCGCAUACUCAUCUUCUUUAAGUUCGUCAUGCCGCCGUUGCCUGAAGAGCUCGUACAACUCGUAGUGGAAUAUAUUGUGUCCAAUCCUGCCAUUGUUGUGCCCCAGCUCCUCGAACUUCAUUGGAAACACUCGAGGACCAGACUUCUCUCUUUGUCUCUGACCAACCAUCAAUUCCGGAGAAUAUGCAUGCCAUUUCUCUUUGCAUACGUCGAGGUCAGAGGAGCUUAUGGAGAUUUAGAGAAGCUAAAAGCCCAGUGUGUCAUAAAUGAAUCAUUCGCCUUGUCUAUCAGGACAAUCGAUUACUAUUGCUAUUCGCCAGGUCAACUUGACAUUGUGCACCACCUCUUACACCGUUUAACGAACCUCUCACAAAUCAUUUUGAACGAUGGGGUUCUUGUCGAUAUGCCCUUGCUCGAUCUUUUGUCCCAGCAACAUAUACAAAAUGUUGUCAUCGCAUCGUGGAAAUCUCUGCCCUCGAAAUACCUCAGUCAACUGGGACCUUCCAGCCUGUCGAAGCUUACUCUUGACAGCAUCAAGCUUUAUACCGAAGGAGUUGAACACGAACUCGCAAACUAUAUUCAGUAUGGCAUGCAGAUACGGUGUUUAACCGUGCCGCCCAAGCUGCUAGUCCCAGUUCACAAUUCUUUCAGCACCCGCAGUUUCUCCGGCCUCAUGGAGCUCGAGCUGUGGUUAAAUUUGAUACCUGAACUCUCAUGGCUUCCUGAGUUCAUAUGUGCCCAUCCACUUUUGAGGAGAAUUAGGUUUUCCAUGUCGCGUGUGCAGUGGAACAUCGAUCGCGUGGUCCCUUUCAUUUUACCAUUCCUCAACGCGAUUGAUGAAGAGGGGCUUGUUGAUAGUUUUGAAUUCAAGGCAUUCUCUAUCGCCCGGUCCACCAGUACAGCUUUCCCCUCAUCUACAGAAUCUCUUUGCGGAUGGCAUGUCGCCGGGUUGUGGUUCUGUAUAUCCGAAUGGUCGUCCAGACGGCUUCUGCAACUUGCGCACACCUUCUUUCCUCAAACUUCUAUGUUAACGAUCGAAUCGCCACUACCAGGCUCUGAUUGUGCAUCCAUAAAUGCGGAUGAAAUCAUUGGCUGUCUCAGCCACUUUUCUUCACUUCGAACUGUGAACUUGGUUUAUCUCUUUCGCAAUCUGAAAUUUGGAGACUUAGAGACGUACCAGAGUCCGCAAACGUUCGCUACUGCCGAAAGAUAUCAUGGUCACCUGGGGAUUCGUACUUCGCAUGUGCAAACCGAUCGGGCUGCCGAGAUUGAAGCUGCUCUCAUUUGGUAUACUUCUUGCAUUGCACAACGGAUACCAACCAUCGAAAGUUUUCUUAUCCAGGAACCUCCUCUUCGGGGUUGGAUACAUGUAAACAAGGGUGGAAUUUCUGGGAGUCUUCGCUCUCUCAUGCAAUCUGAGGUGAACCAACUAUUUUCCUUGUACGUUUAAAAUGGCCGGAUGUAUUGCGUAUCCGGUUUUCAAACUUUUUCGCAAUAAUAUGUUCCGGUCACAAUGUAUUCGCACAUGAUGGAUCUAAUGCCCUAGUUAGAGUGUCGUAGAGAGCGCGCCUCCAGAGCCAGCUGCCAGUUGAUGUUGGAGAACAGGACACCAUCCUUUUUUACUGCCUGUUUCGUAGUGGGACCCCGUGUAUCAAUCAGUCACUCACUAAUCAAAGUGGAAUGCCAUCCAAAUACAAUGUCGA